AUGGCUACCUUAAACGUCAGCCUCGAAGACACGCCUCUUCAUCACCUCCAAUCCAUGGCCCAGCGCCCAGAUGGUGCUCUACAACGCAUCAUGAACGACGAAAUUCAGUUCCGCCAUGAUCUCCGCUCCUCUACGAAUUUCACCCAUACUUUAACCAAUGCUCUCUCCGACCAGCAGACCACUUUCCUCCGUGCUGCUUUCCCGAACAUCACGUUCAAGUCCAACCCUUCGAUCUCCACCAACCCGCAUGCACUCGCACACGAGAUCUCUGUCAUCCAAGCUGCCGCUCUCCGCCGCAACAUCCCCUCAGGACAACGUUUCAUCGACUUCUCGGGUGACCCGUCUGUUCAUUUAUUCCAGGGUAACACCGAUUUCCACGUUUGUCAUUUGCAACGUGACGACUUGAAGUUCGGUGUCCGUCAAUUUAACAUCGCUAGCAAGCUAGAAAAUCGCCGUCAUCAUUCAACUGCUUUCGCGCGUGGUACGCCUCGUCGUAACCGUCACUCUGCUAAUCCUGAUAACACGGAAAAUGCCCGAGCUCUUCACGAACAACGAAUUGCGACUUGCAUCGAACGUUACCAGAAGAAUCCGACCCGUUACAGCUGCGACGUACCCGUCCAAAAUUGCGAAUUUUCCGCUCCCUUCGCCAUUGGUUCACAUGCGUUCUACAGUCACGGUCCUGCUUUCGCCGCAACCUUUGUGAUAUUAAAGGUAUUGUCCGUCUUGAGCACACACUUCACUGGGACCCACGCCACAUUGACGCGAUUGGUCUCGACUGGGAAAUCUGCUCCCGCAGAGAGCGUUUCGGCAACGUGCCCCAAAACUCCCAGAAUCCCAUAG
Molecule: messenger RNA, 840 nt
Organism: Mucor mucedo
Lineage: Eukaryota; Fungi; Mucoromycota; Mucoromycetes; Mucorales; Mucoraceae
Exons: 2
Coding region: 1-840 (279 amino acids)
Source: RefSeq, a predicted model, not a curated record